This is a messenger RNA of Ylistrum balloti, 838 nucleotides long. RefSeq lists its product as uncharacterized. The record is from RefSeq and is a predicted model, not a curated record. Lineage: Eukaryota; Metazoa; Mollusca; Bivalvia; Pectinida; Pectinidae. Bases 33 to 824 code for a protein of 263 amino acids. The transcript has 3 exons.
CAUCUUACAUUUACCAACAUAUUGUAUUUGACAUGAUAAUGGACUCAAACGCGUCAUGCAAAGUAUGUGGCAGGCUGGAGCGCGUGAUGAAGAGGUGCACGAGGUGUCGUAAUGUGUUAUACUGUUCCAGGUCAUGUCAGUUACGUGACUGGGUCACACACAAGUACUCUUGUAUCCGGCAGACGGAGGAAGAGAGACAUCGGACAAGUUCCAUAGCGGACGGGUCUUCAACAACUGACACACCAAAACAAUAUAGACACGAUGGCACGAUUUUCACGGAUGAGAGCAACACAUUGCCCUAUAGCCCACCGGUAAACUUCCAAAAAGCCUUGCACAAAGUAAAUAGGGAGGAGCAGACACACACAGAUGCCUCAGCCUAUUCUUCGGCAGACGGCACUUCCGGUUCCAGGAUGUACCUAAAUAACAAUGUUUAUAUGAGUGACGCGCCGACACCCGACCUUAGUCAACCUCACGAACAGAUUGUUGUCAAGGGAAACAACGAUAAACGGACAAUUGUUAUACAAAAUACCUGGUCAGGCGAGGACGUCGUGAAGGUCAUUGCUAGCGAGAUGACUAUCCCUCUUGACAAACUCAAGACGAUACACAAGGGCAAGGUGAUGACGUCAGACAACAUCCGUUCAGUUAUUCGCCCUAAGGCAGUGUUCCAGGUGAUCGGGGAGCGUGCGGAGAACGAAGAUGGAUUGGAUAAGAGAGACAUUGAUAUUAUGAUGUCACAACUUCACGUAGACAGAAACGAGGCUAUUCGCGCGCUGAGGAAUAAAGGAGACGUGAUUGAUGCCCUUCUGCAUAUUGGAAGUAAAUAAAAUACUUAUAUUAA